AUGCCAUUUCUCCAGUUAAACCACUUACGUAAAAGAAGUCGCUAACCCUUUUGCUGAAAUCACCUCAGUGAACAGUGCAAAACGUGGAGAUGAACUACUGCUAGCUGCAUGCAAAAAAACAACGUUCUGGACAUAGUGUAGAUGUCUGUAAACAGCGGGGGUGUCUACUGAUUCCAUUCAUCUGUGAAUUUCUUGUCUUCUUAACGUUUCAGAGCGAUGGUUCUGUGAAUGUGCACAUUGAUAUGAACCAAACAGUGCAGAGUGAGCCGAGGCUGAGGCUCGUACUUGCGGAGAACUUGCUGAGGGAUCUCAGUAAUGUCAUCCAAAGAAUAGAGGCACGACCAGCAAACUCAUCCACUCAACCUGCGACACCUUCCAAUGCUACUGCGCCUGCCUGCGCUGCACCUCCGCCUCCCUCAUCUUCUUCUACAACCUCCACUCCUUCUCCCUCCUCCCAGCCCAUGGAUACAUCUCCCCCUUCAACAAGUCCACCACCUCCACAAGCCAACACAGCGCAGUCUGAUGGACCACGUCCUGGGCCUAAGUGAGACACCCUUUUGUGUGAAUUUACAC
Molecule: messenger RNA, 573 nt
Organism: Cynoglossus semilaevis (tongue sole)
Lineage: Eukaryota; Metazoa; Chordata; Actinopteri; Pleuronectiformes; Cynoglossidae
Product: classical arabinogalactan protein 9-like
Exons: 2
Coding region: 243-548 (101 amino acids)
Source: RefSeq, a predicted model, not a curated record